AUGAACAGGAGCUUUCGCAGUAUCUUGCCCCAUCCUAAUUUGCAAUCAUCCAGCUCUUCAGGUCUACCGCUGCCACAACCUUACCGCCGGCCCACCGGCCGCACACCCCGCCAGCUGACGCUCGUAGCUUGCGCACGAUGCCGCCGCGGCAAGUCGAAGUGCGACGGCGAUCGCCCGGUUUGCGGCAGCUGCAAGCGGAAGAAGACGGCCUGCGUCUACGAUGUCGCCGAGACGAACACCACCCGAGCUAUGGCUGCGAGGCAACAGCAAGCAAACCAACGACUUGAAAACGAACAGCUGCACGAACUUUUUCGCAUUCUGCGCACACUGCCCCACGCGGACGCUCACGCCGCCUUAGACCAGCUACGCACAGCCGACAAUGCCCUGUCAGCCCUGCGGUCCUUGACAGGUUCCCAAUUGAUGAUCUACAGGCUCGAUGAGUUCCCAGACCCCCAGGGGGGCAAUCUGAGGCUCGAGGCCAUCGACAGAGGUGCCCUCGUCGACAGCCCCUUCAAGGUCGAGGCACGUCCCUGGACCGCCGUCGCCGGGAGCGGAAUCGUUUCGGAACUGAUAUCCUCCUUUUUCACAUGGGAUGCGUCUUUCUUCUACCCCUUUGUAUACCUACUGUUCUCCUUUUUUGGUGAAUGCAAUUACACAUCUCGGCGUGUCAAGUCUUUCGAUGGCAUAAGCGGACGCAAACUCGGCGCCCAAUUCCUCGAUGAAGCAAACAAGUGGCUUGAAAUUGAGGGCCAGCGAUCGACAUUGCCUACCGCGCAGGGGUUGGCACUUUUGUUCACGCUGUACGCAUAUCGCGGAAUGGACAGGGCCGGCAUGAUGUACCGCUUUGCUGCCACUGAGAUGUUCCUCCGUUUGGACCUUGAAGCUCGGUUCGAAGCCGUCAGCAACGACCAGCAAGGGAAGCGCGAGAAGGCCAUCAUCUCAACAGCACUUUGGGGGUUCUUUUGCUACGAAAGCAUCGUUUCCUAUGUUUAUAUAGAACUCUCACUCAUACGGCCGCCGCGGAUACCCUGCGUGUUCGAAUUCGAGGAGCUUGCAGAACAAUCCAGUGUCAAAAUCGACCUAUACGGCAAUCCUGUCUAUAUGGAUGAGGUUCUCGUCAGCGUCCUGCGACCACUCGAUCCGAACACCGUCUUUUUGGACGAUUUGACUGUCAAAGAUAUCUGCCUCGGCCUCGCCUACACAGACACGACAUACAUGAUGCGAUACAUCAAGGAGUACACGCUCCGUGAUUACUCCUGUGUUGUCUUGUGCGGACUAUAUAACGCGCUCUUCACGAUGGCCCCUUACCUCGGAGACCCUACGAUCCACCAGCUAUUUGCUGAGACCUCGUAUCUCAUGCGGCAAACCGCGCGUGACUUUCCCAUGUCUUCAUUUAUCCUGCAGGCUAUCAAGGCUUUCGCCUGGACGUCUAGUCUGCCGCUUCCCAUUGCUGCAGCGCCCUAUUUCGAAGACCUUGGCAUGACCAAGCAAGAAUUGCAGGAUCUUCCUCUGGGCUUUGCGUUGCCGAAGACGAAUGAGAUUCGAGACAUUUUCAUGAGAGAAGGGCAAGAGCUUUCCGGAGUGGCCGUCGAUAUGGGAAAGCUGCUUUCAAGGUGGUGCACUCUGUCUCUGGACGAGUGA
Messenger RNA from Verticillium nonalfalfae, 1641 nucleotides. RefSeq lists its product as uncharacterized. Gene Ontology annotation, molecular function: DNA-binding transcription factor activity, RNA polymerase II-specific; zinc ion binding. The transcript has 6 exons. The record is from RefSeq and is a predicted model, not a curated record. Gene Ontology annotation, biological process: regulation of DNA-templated transcription. The coding region runs from base 1 to 1641 and encodes 546 amino acids. NCBI's taxonomy places the organism in Eukaryota, Fungi, Ascomycota, Sordariomycetes, Glomerellales, Plectosphaerellaceae.